AUGUAGACAAUUCUUCAUAAAGGCUCAAACUAAACAAUUAAAUCAAAUUUUACAACUCAAUAAUUUUAGUUAUAACUUCUUAUUCAUAGAAUGUGUUACGUAAAUUCUUUGUUCUUUCUAGAAAUUGCAUUGGCUUUAAUAGAAUUUAAUCUUCAUAUUCUAUUGGAAUUACUUCAUAAUAUAAAUAAAAUAAUAAAUAAUAUUUCUCUACAUUUUCCCUUUGUUACUUCUUUGAUUUUGUAAACAAAUACUUGGUUGAUAAUGAUUAAUAAUUAUCUUCAUAUGAUUUAAAAUUGUAAUUUGAAUAAAUAUUUAUAAUAUGUUCUUGUGUCCUCUUGGGGUGGUAAAUAUGGCUUGCAUUUACUGAAGUUAAUAUAAUUAUUAUAAUUAAUUAAUAGGAAUUUAAUUGGAAAUACAAAAAUGAUUUAAUCUAUUCCACUUACUCUUGAUUAGAUUUAUGGAGUGAAUUUUAAGAGAGUUCCAAUUUUUUUGGGGGAAAUGGAAGGAACCAAUCCCAUACCAAUCAAUGAGACUGAUGAAGAUUUGUAUUCAGAAAAAAAUUCAAGUGAACAAUUAAAAAGAUCGUUGCCGCCAUUACAGAAAGUGGAUAUAAGGGUCUUUGGAGAGAAAUAGAGGAGACGACAGAAUGUCCACAAGUCUCCCAUAGUUUCAACUUAAUUGGAAUAGCAUAUAGGGUUUAGAAAUUCAUUUUAUAGGAAUAACAAAAUCAAUUUGGCAUCGAGACAGAGGAUAGAGGAAAUUAAAAAUAGAGAGAUGGGUUUAUACACGAAAUAUGCUCAACGAUUCAAUGUGCCUAAGUCCUAGAUAUGGAAUUGA
Paramecium octaurelia is the source of this 837-nucleotide messenger RNA. The record is from the annotation of a GenBank genome assembly. NCBI's taxonomy places the organism in Eukaryota, Ciliophora, Oligohymenophorea, Peniculida, Parameciidae.